Molecule: messenger RNA, 4291 nt
Organism: Camellia sinensis
Lineage: Eukaryota; Viridiplantae; Streptophyta; Magnoliopsida; Ericales; Theaceae
Product: receptor-like protein EIX2
Molecular function (GO): protein binding
Source: RefSeq, a predicted model, not a curated record
GGAAUCUUGAUUUUCUAUUCUAACGAAUCCAGGUCUAACAUUAAACAUCCAGGUGAGGGGAUUUGGGGAAUAUGAACAGCCAACAUAUAUAUAAAGUCUUGAUAAGGCGUGGGAGACCUUGAAAUUCUGUUUUCCACAAAACGGAAUCAAUAGAGUUUCCAUUGCCCACCACCCAAGGCAGGCAGUCCCUUACAAGGGUUUUAUCUCUUCACAAAAAAAAUUUCAACAUUCAGAGCAAUUCUGGACAAAGUCCACAAAAUACACUAGCGUAAUCAAGGGUUCAUAUCUCUCUCUCUCUCUCUCUCUGUCACUCUACACACUUUUCCUUCUCUUUCGUCUCCAAUUCUCACUCUACACACUUUUCCUUCUCUUUCAUCAUUUCCUCAACUCUCACCAUCAUUCUUAGUCACACACACACCCAGAACCGACAGUCCUUCCCAGGUAUGCGAUUUCUCAUUGUUCUUUAAUUUUUAUUUUUCUUGGUCACUCUGUGUUUGAUUUGAUUUGAUUUGAUUGAGGGAUUAACAAGUAAGAAAAAAUAUGUUGAACCUCUCCUACCACUUUGAAGAAUGAUGUUUUCACUAAUUUUCUCCUCAUUUUAUUUUAAUAAAUAUUAAUGCAAAAAAAUAUAUGAAGGAAAUUUUAACAAGUUAAAUACCAGAUGAGUUCAAUUAGUUUGAUUGAUUUUACCACCCUAGUCAUGGGCAAUUCUUAAGUAGUACAACUAAGACCACCCAUUUUUGAAUAAUUCUACAUAUACUAAUAAGCUUACAAAAAAUACAAGAAGCCAAAUGUGAUUAGUUGUCAAAAAAACAAUGACAUUUAAUUAUCCAAUGAUAUUUGAACAUGUAUGUUUUUAGUAAGAUUGUUAGUAAGAGUUUAACUAGAUGUAGCAUUUCUCCCCAUUUUUUCACGGUAAGGAAAGUCUUACCGACUCUCACUUUCUCUUAGCUAGUGUGCUUCGCGAAUGUGGACUAUACAAGUAGUAUAAUUACUUGAACUGUCUAUCAAUGCAUAUAAAUAUAUCUUCAGAUAAUCUUAUGUUUACCAAGUAUUGAUGCUAUCUUUUGGCAGUGCUUAAUUUGAAGCAAAGAUGACUGGUCAAAGUAUAUAUACUACCACCUUUAAUCUUACUGUUUUUCUUUUUCUCUCAUUGCUUUCACAAUUUGUUUCUCUUGAAACCAGUAGAUUCAAUUCCAAUGAUGGUAAUUUAACCACGCGUUGCAUUGAAUUCGAGAGGAAAGCCCUUCUUAAAUUCAAAGAAGGACUCACAGAUCCUUCUGGUCGGCUUUCUUCUUGGGUUGGCAAAGAUUGCUGUCGAUGGAAGGGUGUGAGCUGCAACAAACACACUGGCAACAUUUUCAAGAUUGACCUCAGAAACCAAGGAGGAGAAUAUUGCAGUUUGUUCGAAGGACUUGCAGACAAUAACUCCUCAUCUUGUUUAGGAGGUGAGAUAAGUCCUUCUUUGCUCAACUUAAGGUAUUUAAGUUACUUGGAUCUAAGCAUGAAUAAUUUCCAUGGAAUCACAAUCCCAAAUUUCAUCGGUUCACUUGAGAAAUUGAGUUAUCUCAGACUUUCUCAAUCAAAUUUCGGUGGAAUGGUUCCGUCUCAUCUUGGAAAUCUGUCAAACUUGCAAUAUCUUGACCUCUCUCUCUCUACAUUUGUUUUUUACUACAAUAUUUGGGCAUCAGAUUUAAACUGGCUUGUUGGCCUAUCUUCUUUGAAGUAUCUUAAUCUUGGUGGUGUGAACCUGAGUGAAGCAACAGAUUGGUUGCAUUCAGUUAAUACCAUGCCCUCUUUGUCUGAGUUACACUUGUUUGAUUGUCAACUCCCCAACUUUCCAAAAUCUAUACCGAAUAUAAAUUUUACUUCCCUCUUGGUCCUCGAUCUCUCUUCUAACGAGUCUAACUCUUCGUUACCUCUAUGGCCUUUCAAUAUUAGUACUCUUGUGGAAUUCAAUGUCAGUUUAAACAAUUUUACGGGUUCCAUUGUCAAUGCUGCUUUGGGAAGCUAUCAUAACUUGCAAUCACUAGAUUUAUCUUCUAACUCUGUUAGUAGUGACAUAAGUGAACUUAUAGAGGGAUUGUCUGGGUGUUGUAACAGUAGCUUGAAGGAGUUGAUAUUGGGGUCCAACAAAUUUAAUGGAAAGUUGCCCGAUUCGUUGGGACACUUGAAUUAUUUGAGAUCGCUUGUACUGAAUGAUAAUCUGAUCUCAGGUCCAAUUCCAGAAUCUGUUGGAAGGUUGUUUUUUCUAAAGGAAUUGGACCUUUCUUUUAAUGAGAUGAAUGGCUCUAUCCCUGCAAGUUUAGGAAGACUCACAGAGUUGACUAAAUUGCAACUCUUCCAUAAUUCUUGGAAAGGCCUCUUGUCCCAAAACCAUUUACAGGGUCUUGCAAAACUACGAGUUUUCUCCGUAUCUUCGGACACAACUUGCAUUUUUGAUGUGACACAUGAAUGGGUUCCUCCAUUUAGCCUGUUAGCUAUCCGAAUCAGUAACUAUCUGUUGGGUCCAAAAUUUCCAACAUGGCUGAGAAAUCAGAAAGAACUUUCAUCCAUAGUCCUCACAAAUGUCUCCAUUUCAGAUACAAUACCUGACUGGUUUUGGAAAUUGUCGAUGCAGAUUGACAUGCUCGAUUUAUCUCACAACCAAAUUGUCGGUGUUGUUCCCAACUCAUUGGGAAUUUCCUUUGUGGACUUGAGUUUCAAUCGCCUGGAAGGCACAAUCCCACUCUGGCCUAACGUAAAGUUUCUUUUUCUGAACAGCAAUUUAUUUUCAGGAGCAAUUCCUUUGAAUAUUGGCAUUGUCAUGUCAUCGUUGAUCAUUCUUAAUCUUUCCGGGAACUCUCUAAAUGGUACCAUUCCUUUGUCCGUAUGUAAAUUGAAAGUUUUGUAUGGUCUCUAUCUUUCGGACAAUCAUCUAUCUGGACAAAUUCCCAUCCAUUUGGACAUGCGUGCUCUUGGGGGAAUAGAUCUGUCCCAAAACAAUCUCUCUGGCCAUGUUCCUGAAUCAAUGUGCUCGCUACCGUUUCUUGAUUGGUUGAGGUUGAGUGGUAACAAUCUUUCUGGCGAACUCUCUUGGUUGAAGAAUUGCAAGAGUUUGUACACUCUUGAUCUUGGAGAUAACAAAUUUUCCGGGAACAUACCAGGAUGGUUGGGAGAAAAUCUUUCAUUGCUUUCCAAGCUCCGAAUGCGAUCCAACUUGUUCACUGGAGAUAUACCUCAACAGCUAUGUCUUUUGUCUGAUCUCCACAUCUUAGACCUUGCUCAUAACUAUUUUACAGGAUCUAUACCUCGCUGUUUGGGAAAUUUGAGCGGCUUUAAUCGUUUCACCUCUGCCAAUAUUCCAUUUGCAUAUCGAUUUUUUUAUACUUAUCAAAUGGAUUUAGUAGUGAAAGGAAGACAAUUUGGGUAUACCCUCACGCUUGAGCUCGUUAAUGUUAUAGACCUUUCAAGCAAUAAUCUAGUUGGGGAAAUCCCAGAAGAGUUAACAAAUCUUUCAGACUUGGGUACCUUGAAUUUAUCAAGAAACCAAUUGACAGGAAAGAUACCAGAGAAAAUUGGAGAACUCCGAUGGUUAGAAACACUAGACCUUUCAAGCAACCACCUCUCUGGUGAAAUUCCUUCAACCAUGUCUUCUUUAACAUCACUGAGCCAUUUGAACUUGUCAUACAACAACUUUUCUGGAUCAAUUCCUUCAACCAACCAGUUCCAGACUUUCAAUGAUCCAUCCAUUUAUGAAGGUAACCCAAAACUUUGUGGGCUCCCAUUGUCAACCAAGUGUUCCAUUGCAACUGAUGUUGAUACAAAAGACAAAGAUGGCAAGAAAAAGGAGGACGAUAACAAAGACAAGUAUGAUGAGUUGUGGUUCUAUCUUAGCACAGGAAUUGGAUUCAUUGUAGGAUUUUGGGUCGUUUGUGGCACUUUGGUACUAAAAAGGUCUUGGAGACAUGCUUAUUUUCGAUACCUAGAUGAAGUGAAAGAUCGUCUCUUUGUGGUCAUUGCAGUAAAUGUGGCUCGUUUUCAAAGGACGACAUAGAGAUGGUUGUUUUGGUGUCUUCUUAUGUGAACUUGAAACAAACAAAGGUUACAGGCAUAGAAGGAAGGAAGGAAGGAAGGAUGAUUUCAUAAAACCGUUAAAAAUUAUGAUGUGUCUUUUAGAUCUUGGUUUUGCUGAGUUGUUUUGUUAUGUUAAUGUUUUUCCAGAUUGUACCUUGCUUUUCUAAUUUGUCGAACAUAUAAAUAACAUUAGAGGAUUUCCAUGAAAAUGUGAUGUUAUGAUCACCUUAUUCCU